AUGUCUCAACAAGUAAUGACUUGGAAGAAGAAAGGAAGCGUCGGACGGCAAAGGAUUCGGAUGGCUAAGAUAGAGAAGGAGAGCCACAGGCAAGUCACGUUCUCGAAACGCAAAGCCGGUCUCUUCAAGAAAGCCAGCGAGCUAUGCACUUUGUGCGGUGCAGAGGUCGCGAUCAUCGUUUACUCUCCGGCCAAAAAGCCUUUCUCGUUCGGCCAUCCGAACCUCUACUCCGUAUUGGACCGCUACAGAAACAAUGCGUCGUCACUCGUGCAACAAAAACAACCGCAGGAAAACGAAGCGGCGAGAAGCGAGUUGAGUUUUGUGUUGAGUCAGUUGGAGGAGGAGAAGAAGAAGAAAGGUGAAGCGAUGAGGAAAUCGAGUGAGAUGGCCAAAUGGUCGGUGGAGGAAAUGAGUUUGCUUCAGUUACAAGAGAUGAAAUCUGCGCUCGAGGACCUUAGGAACAUAAUGGUGGUGCCUUCUCCUUCUUCUUGUUCUUCUUCUUCUUACAUGAACAUGUCUUCUGAUUUUUCUAGUAAUUACAGUUUUGGCUAUGGACACGCAUUUUCUGAAUCACAAAUGCAAAUGUAA
This is a messenger RNA of Thlaspi arvense, 588 nucleotides long. Lineage: Eukaryota; Viridiplantae; Streptophyta; Magnoliopsida; Brassicales; Brassicaceae. The record is from the annotation of a GenBank genome assembly.